Cheilinus undulatus (humphead wrasse) is the source of this 1296-nucleotide messenger RNA. It is a transcript of the gene endog, whose product is annotated as endonuclease G. Gene Ontology annotation, molecular function: nucleic acid binding; RNA endonuclease activity; metal ion binding. Gene Ontology annotation, biological process: apoptotic DNA fragmentation. The record is from RefSeq and is a predicted model, not a curated record. The transcript has 6 exons. Gene Ontology annotation, cellular component: nucleus; mitochondrial inner membrane. NCBI's taxonomy places the organism in Eukaryota, Metazoa, Chordata, Actinopteri, Labriformes, Labridae. Bases 32 to 928 code for a protein of 298 amino acids.
AGAACGCGUCAGCAGCUGAUCCACCGGCAGCAUGAAGCGGUCGUUGCGGACCUGUGCGACCUUGGCUUUUGGAGCUGGACUCGGGGCUUCAGUGACCCACCUGCUGUGUGCCAGAGGCCGAGGAGAUGAAGCGGAGAGUUUCGGUCUACUUAGCAGAAUCCCGGUGGUCCCGAUACCGCAAGUCCAGGCCUCCGAGCUGACGGUGAGUCCAGGUGGGUCAGGAGUGGUGAUGAAGUAUGGCUUCCCUUCUUUGGCCAACAUUAAGACCAGAGAGUCCUAUGUCACCUCGUACGAUCCCCGAACACGCACUGCAUCCUGGGUGAUAGAGAGGCUAAACCCCGCCACUCUGAACGGCUCAUCAGACAGGAAGUUUUGUGAAUUCAAAGAGGAUGAAAGUGUUCACGUGUUUCACAGAGCGACCAAUGCUGACUACAGAGGCAGUGGCUUUGACAGAGGUCACCUGGCUGCUGCAGCCAAUCACAAGUGGAGUCAGAAAGCCAUGGAGGACACUUUUUACCUGAGCAAUGUUGCACCACAGAACCCUCACCUGAACCAGAAGACCUGGAAUAACCUGGAGAAAAUGUGUCGCUCUUUGACAAAGCGUUACAUUAAUGUCUACGUCUGCACAGGACCUCUCUACCUGCCAAGGCAGGAGGCUGAUGGGAAACUCUACGUUCGGUAUCAAGUUAUAGGGCAAAGCCAUGUCGCUGUGCCGACACAUUUCUUCAAGGUGGUGAUUCUGGAGCAAGCAGAUGGAAGAGGGGUGGAGCUUAGGUCUUAUGUUUUACCGAAUGAACCAGUAGAUGAGAAGAUUCCACUGGAGCGUUUUCUGGUUCCCAUUGAAACCAUUGAGAGAGCAUCUGGACUUUUGUUUGUUCCAAACAUAAUGAAGAGGACCAGUAGCCUGCAAGCAAUCACUAGCAGAUAAACCUCACUACCUACAAUGCACAUCUGCUUUAUGGACUACAGUGUCUGAGCUUCUCUCCUCCAGGAGAUUUUAAAUCCAAUGAGUGCAGUACUGCCAUUAUCAAAUAUAAAAACUACAGAAAUGCUGGUCUUUAGUACAGUACCCAUAAUCCUCUUUUGUGGUUGUACAAGAAGCCAGUGUGACGGCUGAGUAGAGAAUGAAAGGAAAUAAUGUUGAAACUAUUUUUGAUGGUCAAAACUUCAUCAUGUUGUAUCAUUUUCCUGCUUGGUAUAUCCUAUAAUUUGUCAUAUUGACACAAUACAAAGUUCAUUUUCUAUUUAUUCUAUAUCUCCUCUGUAAGAACAAGUACAAUUUUUGAUUAGUCCAAA